AUGACAGUAGGCCAAACAGUCACCAUUGGCGUCCUCGCCCUCCAAGGCGCCUUCAGCGAACACAUGCAGCUCCUCCGGGGGGCCUCUAUCGGUCUCAAAACCCCUCAACCCCUCAACUUUAUACUCGUCAAGACCCCCGCCGAGCUCUCCCAAUGCUCCGCGCUCAUCAUCCCCGGCGGCGAAUCCACAGCCAUGGCUCUCGUCGCCGAGCGCUCCGGCCUCCUCGAGCCCCUCCGCGAAUUUGUCAAGCUCGACCGCCGCCCCACAUGGGGUACCUGCGCGGGCAUGAUCCUACUCAGUGAGGCCGCCAACCGCACCAAAAAGGGCGGGCAGGCGCUCAUCGGCGGGUUGGCGGUGCGAGUCAACCGGAACCAUUUCGGGCGGCAGGUGGAGAGCUUUGAGGCACCGUUGAGGCUGUCAUUUCUUAAUGAGGAAGAUGCACCGUUUAACGGAGUUUUCAUCCGGGCACCGAUUGUCGAGGCGAUAUUGCCGCAGGAUGGCGAGGAGGGCGAGGAUGAUGUUGAGGUACGGGCGCCGAAGAAGGAGCCGAGAGGCGUUGUGGAGAGUGUGUUGGGAGAUGAGGGUCAUGUGGAGAUACUUGCGGAGCUGAGGAGGACGUUGCUGCCGACGGAGGGGUUAAGCAAGGGAGAUAGACCGCUCUAUGAGACGCAUAGCACCGAUGUGGACAUGGCGCGGGAGAGGGAGAACCGCGGGAGUGUGGCAAGCAUUGUAGCCGUGAGGCAGGGGAAUGUGGUGGGGACGAGCUUCCAUCCAGAGCUCACGAGCGACCUGAGGAUGCAUAGAUGGUGGCUUCAAGAGGUGCUGAAGGACCUGAAGAGGAGGGAGGAGCUGGUAGAGAAGGUGAAGCACGGGGAGAGUGUACAAUAG
Morchella importuna is the source of this 888-nucleotide messenger RNA. RefSeq lists its product as uncharacterized. Gene Ontology annotation, molecular function: glutaminase activity. Gene Ontology annotation, biological process: pyridoxal 5'-phosphate biosynthetic process; pyridoxine metabolic process. The record is from RefSeq and is a predicted model, not a curated record. The transcript is spliced from 2 exons. NCBI's taxonomy places the organism in Eukaryota, Fungi, Ascomycota, Pezizomycetes, Pezizales, Morchellaceae. The coding region runs from base 1 to 888 and encodes 295 amino acids. Gene Ontology annotation, cellular component: cytosol; glutaminase complex.